Molecule: messenger RNA, 5461 nt
Organism: Epinephelus moara (kelp grouper)
Lineage: Eukaryota; Metazoa; Chordata; Actinopteri; Perciformes; Serranidae
Gene: fgd4a
Product: FYVE, RhoGEF and PH domain containing 4a
Exons: 18
Coding region: 732-3002 (756 amino acids)
Biological process (GO): cytoskeleton organization; filopodium assembly
Cellular component (GO): cytoplasm
Molecular function (GO): guanyl-nucleotide exchange factor activity; metal ion binding
Source: RefSeq, a predicted model, not a curated record
UUGGGCUGAGUGUCGCUCCCCCGCCAUAUGCCCCAUCUCCGCUGGAAUGUGAUUAUCUUCACUCGCCACAGAGAGGAAUGAGGAAAGGGUAAAAGAAGAAGGAAAGCAUCUGAGGAGGCAAGACAGGAGGUUGAGUGAAAGGGCGAGUCAGUCUGUCACUGACUGUGCAAGUGUGUGUGUGUGUGUGUGUGUGAGAGAGAGAGAGAGCGAGCGAGAGACAGAGAGAGGGAAGGAAGGGAGGAUGCAACCAAUGCAGCGAGGCAGCAGUUUAACACGAGCCUGAACCUGCCAGCACGAGCGACAGAGCACAGAGAUAGAGGAGGGAGACGUCUUUUCACUUCAGUCUAGCAGUGGAUUUUAAUUCCUUCACUGGACUCGCUGAUCUCACAGGACACAACCUCCACUAAGAGAAGAAAGACAAAGCUGGCUACUUCCAGUCCAAGACUACAGAUGAGGCCUGCGUGGCGGUGAAAAUCGAACACUCCAGAGCUCUAGGCAGUAGCCCGGCGAGCAAACGCAGCAACUCACCUAGCGUGCAGGAGUGUCUGAGUCGGGCGGGCGGCGCGACAUCUGACAAGAGCAGGGGAGGGGUCAAUGGAAGAAGCUUUGGCAGCAGGCCGCGGCUGCAGUCUAAACCACAAGUGCCUCCAAAGCCACCGCACCUCCAGAGCCCGGUGACGGAGCUCACGUCCCCGCUGGGCCGCUUGCAGAAACAACCACUAAAGCAGGGCAUGGAGGAGGGAGAAGGAGGAGGAGGAGGAGGUGGGAGAGCAGGGGGAAGAGGGGCUAUGAACCGGGAGAAAGUCAGGGAGAAACACUCCAAAGUCUCAGACCUCAUCAGCCGCUUUGAGGAGAACAGCAGUGGCACAGAGACCAAGAGAGACGGCUCGCCACUCAAACAGAUCAGCAAGUCGUCCAACUGCAGCCCAGCUCACCGCGCCUACCAGAGGCAGACAGAGACCGGCGGGACUCAGGAGAACCACUCCUCCACGCCGACGUCGCCGCAGGAUGCCCACAAACCGGCGGCCAACGGGGUGGUAGCUCAGAUGGAGCAGGACAAGGACAAGGACAAGGACAAGGACAAGGAGAAGGAGGACAAACAGGAGAGGAGCAAUGAAAGUGUGAGGAUAGAGACUGCCGGGCUGGUGAACGGAGAUAUGGGGUGCGAGAGCACAGAACAGAGUGAUGAUCAGUCACCUCCACACACAGACAGGACUGAGACAGAAAGCCACACUGAGAACGAGGACAGUGGGACUAAAAUAGAAAGUGAGCAUGGGAAUGAAGAAGGGAGCACCGACCAGAAGGAGACAAAUGAACAGAAGCUGUUUAAGAUCGCCAACGAGCUCUUGCACACAGAGAGGGCCUACGUUGCACGACUUAACCUGCUGGACCAGGUAUUCUGUACUAAGCUAAUGGAGGAGGCAAAUAAAGGAACGUUCCCUGUGGACGUGGUGAAGAACAUCUUCUCCAACAUCGCCUCAAUCCACACCUUUCACGGCCAGUUUCUGCUUCCGAGUCUGGAGAAACGCAUGGGAGAAUGGACGUCCACACCUCGCCUCGGAGACAUUCUGCAGAAACUCACACCCUUCCUCAAGAUGUACGCAGAGUACGUGAAGAAUUUCGACAAGGCCAUGGAGCUGCUGAAACAGUGGACCGAUCGUUCGCCACAAUUCAAGGCCAUCAUUCAGGAGAUUCAGAGUCAAGAGGUCUGCGGCUGCCUGACGCUACAGCAUCACAUGUUGGAGCCCGUGCAGAGAGUCCCUCGCUACGAGAUGCUGCUUAAAGACUAUUUGAAGAAGCUGCCUCAGGACGAUCCUGACCGACGAGAUUCAGAGAAAUCAUUAGAAAUUAUCGCCACAGCGGCUACUCACUCCAACAGUGCCAUACGAAAAUCUGAGAAUCUAAAGAAGCUGAUGGAGAUAUACGAGAUGCUGGGCGAGGAGGAGGACAUCGUUAACCCCUCUAAUGAGUUCAUCAAAGAGGGACACAUCCUGAAGCUGGCAGCCAGGAACACGUCGGCCAUGGAGCGGUACCUCUUUCUGUUCAACAACAUGCUGCUGUACUGCGUGCCCAAGUUCAGUCUGGGAGGGGCAAAGUACACGGUGAGGACCCGGAUCGGCAUCGAUGGCAUGAAGGUCCUGGAAACCACCAACGAGGACUACCCUCAUACCUUCCAGGUGUCAGGGAAGGAGAGGAUGCUGGAGCUACAGGCCAGCUCGGAGCAGGACAAGGCAGGCUGGAUUAAGGCUUUCCAGGAGACCAUCGAGAUCUACCAGCAGAAAAACGAGUCCUUCAAGAACGCACUGAAAGAAAUGGAGCAAGUGUCGAAUGCAGAGUUAGGGAAGCGUGCCCCUCGCUGGAUCCGCGACAAUGAAGUGACGAUGUGUAUGAAGUGUAAAGAGCCUUUCAACGCUCUGACGCGGCGGAGACACCACUGCAGAGCCUGCGGCUAUGUGGUGUGCUAUAAAUGUUCAGAAAACAAGGUGGCGCUCGAAUACGACGGCAACAAGUUGAACAAAGUCUGCAGAGACUGCUUCUCCAUCCUGACCGGAGAGAGGAUAGCUGAGGGCAAAAAGAAGGGCAUCCUUGAGAUCGAGGCGGCUCAGUUCAGCGGCAGCAGCAUCAUGUGUGGCUUCCUGCAGUACUGCGAGAAGAACAAACCUUGGCAGAAGGUGUGGUGUGUCAUCCCAGAGAAAGAGUGCCUGGUGCUGUAUCUCUACGGAGCUCCGCAGGAUGUGAAGGCCCAGUCGACUAUCCCCCUCCUGGGCUACUGUGUGGAUGACAGUGCCCGGCCCACAGACCCCCCCGCCAGCUUCCGCCUCUCUCAGUCCAAGUCCAUCCACAAUUUCGCUGCUGAAACUGAAGAACUUAAGCAGCGCUGGCUCAAAGUCAUUCGAGUGGCAGUGCUGGGAGAGAUGCCAGAGUGCCCUCAGACCAACGACGGCAACGCCAACAUGAUGGACAACAACAACACACAAGAGGCGGGUAACGAUAGCUCAUAAAGGCGUGUUUUACCACGAGCAAACUGCUGUUGGAUUGCUCCAAAAAGACAGGAUGUGCAGGUGUAUACUGCAUGCACAAACUACAAAUGCACACUCUCCAUGCUGUCCUCGAAUCUUACAGACAAAGUGGAUAAAUCAGUGCUGGAUAAGCUGCCUUUCCUUGCCACUCUCCUGUUUCCUCCUGGAUUUUCUCACACGAGAACUUUUGAUUCACUGUCAGAGUUGUGCUGGAUUACUAAAGGACAUGUCUGGUGCAAUCAACACUAGAGCAGAGGGGCCUCAGGACUGAUCGACUUCCCUCACACAGGCACUAUCAAGGACAGCUCAGACUCAGUCUUCAUAGACUUUUUAAUCUGUGUCAGCUCCUCCUGAGCCACUGGACCACCACAGACUUGCACAGCGCCCUGUACAGGAUGUGAAUCAAAAGCAAAAGGACGGUCCAAACUCAGUCUGCUGGUGCUGAUACUCAACCCUGAGUACAUGUACAGGAUAAAUGUUGGUUUUUUUUUCUUUUCAAAAAGGAAUUGUGUUUUAUGUACAGAAAUCAAUCCCACACUUUGUUUUAAUAACAUAGAAAACAUCUAAGUAUGCUAUAAAGUAUUUACAGUAUUUUGCCCUUUCUUUGCUCGACAAGAAGACACAUCCAAAAACUGGGAACGUGAUCACGUGGUUGGAUAAUGAUGGUCUCAUCUCCCUUUCUCACCCCUCAUUGAAAAUUCAUCAACUGUCUAAUCAAACUCUGGAUGCAUGUUGGCUGAUAUGUCUGCUUUGCAAUAUGUUGCAUCUGUCCUAUAGUAUGUUUUCUGUCCAGAAGAAGCACUGAUUUGCAAAUAAAAAUGGUUUGUUUGCAAAUCAGUCUGUAUGAUAGGCAGCUGGCCACAGAGGAAAUCAACUGUCCUAGAGUUUUUAUAUCGUAUGGCAAUUCAUAUUGUGAUAAAGUACGCUCAAUUCCUAUAGUGCAGCUCAGUAGUGAUUUACAUUAGGCCUUCCCUGCCUGUUAAAUACCAACAUUUUCCAUCAGAUUUGAAGUCUCAGUCUCAAACUCAAGAUAACCCUGAUGAUGUCAUAGCAGUGUCAUUUUCUCAGACUUCAAAAAGCUCCUUGCAGAGUCACUGAAGACAUUAUACAACCGUUUUCACAGCUAGAGAAGAACUUUCCAUGACAAGCAGUGGUGUAGGAAGUAUUUAGGUCCUUUACUCAAGUAAGAGUACUAAUACUACAUCGUAAAAAUACUCAGUUACUAGUAAAAGUCCUGCAUUGAAAAUGUCACUUAAGUAAAAGUAUGUGAGUACAAUCAGGAACCUGUAUUUAAGUAUUGAAUUCAAUUUAAUAAAUCAAAAAUAAUUACAAGGAAAAGCAGCAAGUCUGGAAGCUAGAACCAUUAUGUUUAACUAUUAUUAAAGUAUUUCCGUCAUUCAACCAAUCCACUAAUCGUUUCAGCUGCAUUUGUAUAUUUUCAUCUGGUUUGUGUGCAAAGAUCUUAAACUGAAGUUAUAAAAUAAUAAAUAAAAAAGAGGAAAGAGUAUAUUUCCCCCUGAGGUGUACUGGAGUAGAAGUAGAAAGUAGCUUAAGAUUAAAAUACUCAAGUAAAAGUACCUUGAAUUUGUACUUGAGUAAAUGAACUUUGAUACUGAUUACAAGUAAACUGACCGCUGUGUGAAAGUUCAGCGUAGUGCCCCUUUAAAGGCAGAACUACCUCUGCAGCAACGACAUAACAAGGUCAUAAAUCUCCAUGGUCUCACACUAUGUGUUGUCAUACGUUGCCUGACCCUGUGGCCCGCACAGUGCUGCUUGUAUUAAAUGCUGCGCUGCAAUCAUGUGAUCUGAUAUGGAUGAUUCAUGUGUAAAAGUGAGCAUGAAUGGUAAAUGCUCAUCUAUCUACAGGACAGACAUGGACCUUAACUCAUGUGGAGAGAUGAAGGGGGAUCAUCAGGUUUUCUAUUUAGAUGCAGAACAAUCACAGAUAUAGCAAGCUGGUGCGAGAAAUGUAAAUGUGUUUUUAAUGCUGUAAUUAAUUUUAUUAUUUAAAGUAAUUUAUAGAGUAUGACAAGCAUGAUCUGUUAUAAGUAGCACAAAUUUGUUCCCUGACUGUCAACUAAGAAGCGCAAGUAGGUAGAUCUUGUUUUUUUUCUGAGAUGUUUUUUUCCACUAACUCAUUCAAUGCAUCAUCUCGGUUCGUCGGAGCGACAGCAGCCGGUCACGGCGCAGGACGGAGCGUGUUUGCUCACAAGUUCCCCUCCAUGCUCGAUGCUGGUGCUCACCUAAGUCUCACCCCUCUGAACUCUUCCCCCUUCUCAGUAUUCAAAUAAAAAACAAGAGCACAAAAAUUCCCUGUCUGUAAAAUCUGAAUGUAUAUCCAGAUUUUUAUGUCGCUGAUUCCCCUCCCCAAAGGUUUGAGAAUUUACGCACUUUACAGUCAUAAAGUGUACCUUCAAGGACAAUAAAAAGAGAUUAAAUAC